CGUAACACCCGUGUCAUUUCACUAUGGCGAAGGGGCUGUAAACAAAUGCGGUGGGAAAAGGCGCGUCCUCUUUGUGAAAAUAGGUUUCCGUUAGAUAUGAUUUCGCGUUUAGUUGAGUAUAUUAACAUAGUACGGAUGGAGAAAUGUGUGAAAGCGCUUUAGUGAUGCAGACUGGACGCGGACCAUCCGAUUUCAGUAACAUGGACCGGAUCAAACCGUCAAACCGCUUUCAAAUACACCAUUUAUGCUUUUAGUCAGGAGCUGUUUUAGUUUGAAAUCAUGUUGACAGGGUCCAAAACCACCUUUAAAGUGAGACAGAUGGUUCCGGACAUGAAGGAGAGGAUGAUGAGCCACAGUAGCCUUCAUGCACGCGGGAGAGAUGUGCUCGGCCUCUGCUGUUUACCAGGAGAGUGUGUGCUACAGCGAGCCGUGCUGGUGAGGAAGAAGCUGUCGGCUAAAGAAGGAGGAGGCUGGUUGUCUGGGACUCUGUUCUGCACUCAUUUCAGAGUGGCCUUCGUGCCUCAGGACAGCCAGAAACCUGACGAUAAUGCAGAUCCUGUGCUGCUCGGGGAUCAUGACGUAGCUCUCGCCUCCAUUGAUAAAGUCGUGGCAGUUGGACCGUCUCGCACCAAACUAGUGACCCCUACCUGCUCCCUAAAAUUCACCCCGGAGGAGUUGGUGUUGUACUGCCGAGACAUGCGUGUCCUCUGCUUCCUGUUUGACAGACUCACACCUGAUACUCAAGCUGUGGAGAUCACGUACACCAUUGCUAAGACCUACCAACCACUGAAACCUGGAACCAUCCUCUCCUUCCAAAAUGCUGCUUUGGGUAGUAUUGAAAUGAAGCAGUUCUUAAGCAACAGGCGGCGUGACCCUAACAUGAACUGGUUCGAGUGUUCGAUGGGAUGGGAGCAGGAGCUGGAGAGGACAGGUGCCAGCGGCUGGAGGGUCAGCUCUGUCAAUGACCGCUUUGAGAUGUCCACCAGUCUGCCCAGAUUCAGUGUGGUUCCUCAGAGGGUCCUGGACACAGAGCUCAAGAAAACAUUUGCCCACUUUAACGAGGGUCGCAUCCCACGCUGGUGCUGGCGUCAUCCGCAUGGCAGUGAUUUACUACGAAUGGCCAGCUUCCAAAAUAACAUCUACCAUGAGAAGGAUGACAUCAGGAACCUGGAGCUGGUGCUCUUCGGCAGACAGCAGCUGUGUGUGAUUGUGGAUCUGGGAGAGGAAAUGCCAUCACCUGCAGACAUCCAGCUGGCUCACACGAGACUCCGGACACUUUGUCUGGGCGAUAUUUCAUCAUCUGUAUCGGUACCUGAUGACAAGUGGCUCUCCACUCUUGAAAGCACUCGCUGGCUCGACUAUACUCGGUGCUGUCUGAGAAAAGCUGCGGAGGUGGCUUGUUUGCUCAGAGGAGGUCACAUGACUGUCGUUCUCCAAGAGCCGGAGGAUCGAGACAUGAACUGUGUGGUCUGCAGUCUGGUGCAGGUGAUGUGUGACCCUCACUGCAGGACUGUGGCUGGAUUUCAGGGCUUGGUUCAGAAGGAGUGGAUCACGACUGGACACAAAUUCCUCAGUCGGAUCAACUACCACAGAGAAAGUGAUAAAGAGGAGGCCCCUGUGUUCCUGCUGUUUCUCGACUGCGUGUGGCAGCUGUGGGUGCAGUAUCCCGCACGCUUCCAGCUUACUGAAGACUACCUGCUGGCUCUGCAUGACAGCGUGCACCUUCCACUCUUCAGCAGCUUCCUGGCCAACAGUCAGAGGGAGCGAUGUCGCCGCUCACAGCAUCUUCCCCAGAGCUACACCCCAGUGAACGGUCUGAGGGAAUUGCCCAUGGGCACCCCAGAGGAGCCGGUAGACCCACCUUUCCCUCCGGUGUGGGACUGGGCCCUGCAGUACAGCGGUCAGAGACGAGCCCGCUUCACCCAACCUGUGUCACAACCUGCAUGCCCUCCACCUGUCCUCAACGGAAACCUCAACACCAACCUGGACCGCAGCUGGCACAAUGAUGGACUGCCAGGCUCUGUGUUCCUGUUGUCCCGUAGCACAUUCUCCCAUCCCUCCAACCUGCUCCCCUGGAGGAGCGGAAACUCUGGCUCAUACUGGAAGAGCCACCGCAGGGCUCCUUCAUCUGAGAGUCUGUCUGGACUCGAGCGUCUCAUCAGAGCUUGUUCACUCUCUGAACCCUCAGAGAACCAAUCAAUUCUUCACGACCCAUACGAGCCCUUGCUGCCCCUGCUCUUGGGACCCUGUGUCAGAGUAUGGAGGGGCUGCUAUUUAAGGGGCGCACUACACGCUCAGGCUUUCUCACACCCCAUGUCUUCCUGCAGUCAGCAUCCAUUAGAUCAGCUGGCCUGGGAAGUGCAGCAGCUCCGAGAGAAACUGGCUCAGGCUUCUCACAGACGCCCCGAGAACCAGACUAAACGACAGGAGCCACGCCGGCUGGAGUCCAACCUCAACCAGAACGCCAACAAUGGGACCUUCCUGUUCUCCUCUUCCUCUAGAACAUCUCAACAACAGCCGCUGCUGUCCAGCCGAGGUGCGGUCCAAUCCUCCGUCCCUCCCAGAGCCCAGCGGACGGCAUCUGAUCCUUCCAGGCCUGCGCAGAGGAAUAACGGCAAGCACACGUUUCUGUUCGGCCACCAAGAGCCGCAAUCAGGGCAGCGUUACAUUCCCUCCCCUAGUGCCAAACUUCCCAAACGCCCCGGACACUCACACUGAUCUGAAGGAAGGAAAGAAACGCCCCUCUCUGGUGUUUGUGUUACUGAAACAAUUCAAUACGGUACAAAGCAGAAACUCCACUAGAAACAUGAAAACUAUGUGCACUUGAAAAAGCACAGAUUGACGUGGACUUUUUUUUUGGUAUACGCAGCUAUGUAAAGGUUAGCAUAAAACAGGCUAGCAAAAAAGGGUCAACAAUUUACAACAUGACGUUCUUCCUCUGUUGUGUUUUUAUAAGAUAGUUUAACUACAUGGUCUGGUUCACUAAAAAUAAAGAAUCUUGUUAUUUAUUCAUCCUCAUGUUGUUCCAAAUUUAUGACUUGAUGUCAUGAUUUUGUGUGAAAACAAAACAAAAUUUAAAUCAUUAUUCACUAAAAAUCUUUUAAAAGUAGCAGUAUGCAAUUAAUCGAGAUGAAUCCUUUCAAUGAAUCAGCUGACUUUCUUCACAGAAUCAGUCUAAAUGAUUAAUUUUGAUGCUUGAAAGCUUGUAAUUUGUGCUGUUUUACAUGUGAAACAGUGAUCAUUUUUCUUACCUUGUGUUCAUGGAAGAAUGAAAAUAAAAAAGACAUUGGUACGACAUGAGGGUGACUAAAUAACAACAGAAUUUACUAUUUGUUUAAAUAAAAAUUUAAAACUGUAGCGAAGCAGAGAGUAGUAUAUGUCUGCAUGUGAAAUUAAAUGUGUCUGACUGAGGUUCAUGCCAAAAUAUUGAUUUGUUAACUUCUGUGUUGGUCACGAAAUGAUUUUAGCUUUAAGUAGUUUGUGCAUGUAUCAGUAGUUCAUGGUACGGUAGGCUAGUAAAAUAGCGAUUUGUGUUUCCUCAACCAAAAAGGCGGGAAAAUGGCUGCUAUCACGCUAAUAAUACAACUAAGGAGGUUUUGCAGUUCCCUGAACGGCCACAAGAUGGACACAAAAUAAUCUUCAGCCUCCUUGUUGAAUGCAAAUAAUACAAAAUGCUGUCUUGCCUCUUAAUAUUUACAAGCAACGGCACAAUACUGUUAAGUGUGUAAUGCAUUUUUGUAUUUUAUUAAGUAUUAAUACAAAAAUAGAAGAGAAAUGGAGACUAGAUGCAACAUCAGUGAUAUUACAAUUAUUUAUAUGCUGCCUCUGUCUUUUAAGUGGAUAUUUAAGUGUUACUUCAUCAUAAUGUACGAGGAUGUGUUUUUAAAAUCAUUUUGUGAUGAGAGUUAAGUCAAUCUGUGUGUAAGGAAGGACAAAAAAAAAAAAGUAGCGCUCAUUUUAUAUUCUCAUUUUAUAUUUUUAUCUUCUGUGCUUUACUCUCUCCGUUUUCAAUCAGUGGAGUUCCAAGACUUCCUUCAACAUGCUUUUUUUUUUUUUCAUUUCCUGUGGAUUUCUUUUGUAAGACUGACAGAUUUUCUACAAAUUACAGUGUUCAGAACUGCUCAUUCUGAUAAUAGCUGACCCAAAAAUGAAAACUGUCAUUAUUUACUCAUCCCAGUGCUGUUGUUUUUCUUUUGAAAAUUAAUUUUAAUGUUCUAAGGAAACAAUAACAGCAUUUGGAAGAACACAAAUGUGACGUUCUCAUUUUUUUUAGGUGAACUAUUCCUUUUAGGUUUGAUGGAAAGCUCUGAAGCUCCUUAGUGGUGUGGGUUACAAGACAGACAGCUUCAGAUCUGUUCUUGUGAGGCGUUCUUCCUCAAAAAGUGUUACGCCACUAAUGUCUGACAACAGUGACGUUCCAAAAUUGAGAGAGUAGCUCCAGAGCUUUGUGUCCUACUUUUAUUUCCCCUACGGGGAAAAGGUGCUGGAGACAUUAACAUACGGUACCGUGUUGAGAUUUCACUCUAUUGUCUCGCUCUCAUAUCAGCAGGAGAAAUGGACUUGAAAUAUCUUGCAUCAACAUAUUUCACAAGACUGAAUUGAAGCAAACGUUUAUUUGAUGGCACAAGAAUUGCUUGCAUUUCAUGAAAUGACCCAAUGCUUGUGCCUUUUUCAUCCUUGCAUCUGCCACAGGGACGAAUCUAUUCUCAUGUUUUUCAUUUCUUAUUCUUUUAUAACAACCUUUAUUGGCACAUUUUAGAUAAAUAAAUACAUGUUAUAGUUCCUAAAUACAAAUGUUUGAUGGUUUUCUUAACAUUUGUUAUUCUGGCUUAUUAAAAAUAUAUGACAAAUGAGCCCAAUA
Onychostoma macrolepis is the source of this 4861-nucleotide messenger RNA. It is a transcript of the gene mtmr11, whose product is annotated as myotubularin related protein 11. Bases 280 to 2718 code for a protein of 812 amino acids. The transcript is spliced from 17 exons. NCBI's taxonomy places the organism in Eukaryota, Metazoa, Chordata, Actinopteri, Cypriniformes, Cyprinidae. The record is from RefSeq and is a predicted model, not a curated record.